UAAUUUUAUGCUUUUUUUGUUUUGAUUUGACGAAGACGCUUUAAACGAUUAUUACCGUUUAUUAUGUAUUACGAUUGUAUAGCAAAUUUGUUUAUAGUGUAGCUUUUUUUAAUAUGAAGUUAUGAUUGAAUUUGUUACACUAAUGAUGACAAUACAUAAUACGAACUCUCAUCAAGUUUGAACGCGCAUUUGAACUGUAAUUAUAAGACUGUAAGCUGAGGUUUUUUAACUUAUUGUAUGUUGUCCGUCCACAAUGGAUCGAGCCAGGGCGGAAGUCGUUAUCGCAGUCUCCAGUUUCCUUGGUUCAUCUCUCGCGACCGCAUUAUUCUUUGUUUGUACACCCCAGCCAUUCUGCUUACUGUUGUCACCAUGCCUUGCAUUCUUAUCUGUAGUAAUACAGGAAAGACUUAUGCGAAGACGUGUUUCAGAGAUUUCCAUCAGGAGCUCAUUAUUGGGCAAUCUCUUCGCCUUCGGUGUUUGGACGGUCUUCGUUUUCCGCUCAGUGCGGCCAUUCGGAAUCUAUAUGGCACUAUUGGCUCAUUUCCACUGGUCGGAAUAUUUAUUCAUUUCCAUGUUUUCACCGCGAUCUUUGUCCGUUAGAAGCUUUAUGUUGGAUCACAGUCCGGCAUAUGUUUUUGCGACCAUAGCUUCAUGGAUUGAAUACACAGUCUGGCAAUUUAUUUUCCCAGGCAUGCGUGAUUGUAUUUGGAUUUCGAUUGUUGGAUUGCUGAUGUGCGUCGUGGGUGAAUCAUUACGGAAAGUUGCAAUUGCCACUGCCGGAGAGAAUUUCGAUCACAUUGUUGAAGAUAGUAAGCGGCGCGAGCAUGUGCUAAUAACUCACGGAGUCUACAAGAUUUGCCGCCAUCCUUCUUAUUUGGGAUGGUGGAUGUUCGCGGUAGGAACGCAGAUCGUUCUCCAGAAUCCCGUGUGUGUUUUUGGCUUCUUUUAUGGUGCUUACCGGUUCUUCGCUGAUCGCGUACCGUACGAGGAAAGAAUAUUGAUUCAGUUCUUCGGUGAUCAGUAUAUUCGAUAUCGCCAGCAUGUCCCUCUUCUUUUGCCAUUCAUUAAGGAUCCAAAAGAUGUCGAUUAAUGCUCUUGUCGUUGUUGCUUUCCAAAUUUCUGUGAUUUCCACUUACCCGUGAUCAUUCCGAAUUUCCUGGUGGAUUUCCUGUUGAGUUUACUGCCUAAUGGCAUUAAAGUUUUUCUGCUUGAAAGUUUUUCUGGUACGUUUAGCUGAUUCAUUCUUAUGGUCAUACCGCAUUUUGCACAAGCGUAAGUCACGCCGACUUAACUCGGUGGUCACUGGUCAGUAAGGUUUUUCUUUUCCUAAGAUACGGUAGGUAAAGUGUAAUCACGGUCCUUCUACUAUAAAUUACUUAUAAAAAACGAAAAAUAAAUGUACUAAAUAUACGUUGGUAAAAUGUGCUUCCUAUUUAGAGAAGAAUAAUGGAUAAGAGAAGAAGAGUUAUUGUUUUUAACCUAUUGGCGUUUUUUGUUUAUUUUUUUAUUCAUUAAGCUUAUCGGUGGCACUGGCCGGUGAUUACAAUUUACCGGUAGUGGUUACCUUCAGAUCGAGCAUGUAUAUGACUUAUGCUUACGAUGAAUUUUGUUUAUGAUGCUU
Messenger RNA from Paramacrobiotus metropolitanus, 1621 nucleotides. RefSeq names its product protein-S-isoprenylcysteine O-methyltransferase-like. Gene Ontology annotation, cellular component: endoplasmic reticulum; membrane. NCBI's taxonomy places the organism in Eukaryota, Metazoa, Tardigrada, Eutardigrada, Parachela, Macrobiotidae. Gene Ontology annotation, molecular function: protein C-terminal S-isoprenylcysteine carboxyl O-methyltransferase activity. Bases 254 to 1090 code for a protein of 278 amino acids. The transcript has 6 exons. Gene Ontology annotation, biological process: C-terminal protein methylation. The record is from RefSeq and is a predicted model, not a curated record.